Cylindrotheca closterium is the source of this 1524-nucleotide messenger RNA. Lineage: Eukaryota; Bacillariophyta; Bacillariophyceae; Bacillariales; Bacillariaceae. The record is from the annotation of a GenBank genome assembly.
AUGGUGAAAGAAUAUGAUGAAGACGACAAUGGCUACGGUGACGACGACUCCAAGGGCUCCAGCACACUUCUAGUGGUGAUUGUAUCCCUCCUUUUCGUUGCAGUCUUUGGUGGUGCCCUUGUCGGCGGUGUCUUGAGUGGAGACGCAAACAAUGGCUUCUAUUUCACUAUGAUUGCUGCUUCAAGUAUAGUUGUGCUCGCUGGACUUGUUUUUGCCAUUCGGUACUGCUGCUGCCAACGCGGCAAGGAUGCUGAUUCUCUUGAUAUCAAGGAAGGCAAGGGAACUUUCAACAGUGACGAAGAAGAAGGUGAAUUCGUCCACAAGAAAAAGCCACGCAGACAAUCUAAGAAGGGUCCCAAAAUUAGAGUACUUGAUCCAGGAGCCGGUGUCAGCGAUGUUAGUGUACUUAGCCCCGGCACCUACAAUUACGAUGUGGAAUCUGUCAUGACCGAUGGUGAUGCAACUGGAAUCACAUCCUUUGCAGGCCGAAUCCUUCUUAACAAGUCCCGCCAAAAAACGGUCGGAUUUGACUUUAGAAGUGUCAUUCCUGGAGAGCAAUCUCGUGGACGUUCCGAUCCACCAGAAGCCUUCGAGAGUGCAGCUGUUACCGCGUACAACCAAGCUCGACAACUGGGACCGAAAGAUCCUUCUGCUGCACGAAUCAAUAUGAAUGGAGGAAUUCAACCAGUACAGGAAGAACCCACGAAUGUGCGAUUUGGUGCUAUUCACACUCCUUCAACACAAAGACAACUCAAGGUCAUUGAUGUAGACGAAGAAGCGUCAGAUAGCCAACACAAUAUUUCGACACCAGCUAGUGUGGCAAGCAGUAUUUUCCGAGGAUUCUUUGCAAACGUCAAGAAAAGGAGUGCAGGCACCCCUGUUGCUAGAAAUUUCAAACCACAGGGACGACCUCCUAUGCCAGGUAGCAGCAAUGCCAAUGCUACUGCCGCUAUGAAGCAAACCUUGCAAACAAUCAACGGCGGAGGGUUGACAAAAGAGAUGCUUCCAACCACUCCAAAGGCUGCUGGUGGUGUCCCUCCAAGUCCAGGCAAGAGUAGUGUCUUCAGCAUUCCGCCACCAAGGCGUGUUCCUUCGUCACCUGGGGGUGUAAGUGAGGCCGCAAAGUCGGGAUACAGUGAAGGGGUUGCUUCCUCAACGUUUGACCCAGCAGCACAUGAACGUGCGUUGGCCAAGAUGCGCCAGAACGAAGCAUCACUUGGAGCUACAAGCAACGACGUACCGCUCUACUAUGACGAUGAUGAAGAUGAUAACGAGGAAGAAGACAUUUAUGACGUCUUUGCCCCACCUGGCCCCAUUGGCGUCGUCGUUGACACUACCCCUAAGGGCUGCGUUGUUCAUUCGCUAAGAAAGACAUCUUCGAUGCAAGGUCUCAUCAACCCAGGUGAUUUGAUUGUUGCCCUCGAUGACGACGACGUCACAAAAUUGGAUGCCUCUGAGCUCACCAAACUAAUGGCCAGAAAGGCGCAACAAACAGAGCGAAAGUUCACACUGAUUGCAGCCUAA